Molecule: messenger RNA, 1217 nt
Organism: Cyclopterus lumpus (lumpfish)
Lineage: Eukaryota; Metazoa; Chordata; Actinopteri; Perciformes; Cyclopteridae
Gene: inka1b
Product: inka box actin regulator 1b
Exons: 3
Coding region: 163-1092 (309 amino acids)
Cellular component (GO): nucleus
Molecular function (GO): protein serine/threonine kinase inhibitor activity; protein kinase binding
Source: RefSeq, a predicted model, not a curated record
CAGACCUUCAUGUGGUUCAGAUGAGGGAACACAUAGAGCGACCUACAUCUCUCUACUGUAAAUGUGUGCAGCUGUGGAUUGUGCUGGCAUUUACUCCGAAUCAAAUGCAAAGAAUCAAUUUACAGGAUUUGGAACUUCACUCUAGAUUUUUACUCACAAGCAAUGCUGUGUUUAGGAGAUUCUACUGACUGCCUCCGGGACCAGAUGCAGUGCAUGAUGAGAUCCUUGCAGGACCUGAAGCAGAUAAGCAGGCCGAGGCCACUGAGUGAACCAUGUGCUCGGUCCUUCGCUGUGACACGACUCUGCAAACAGAGGGCAAAGCAAGAGCGACUCACCCGUCUACGUGUUUCUGACGCCAGUGAAACCAGCACGUAUGACUCUGCCUGCUGCCUGGCCAGCCCCCUGGAGGAAGAGGAAGAGCAUCAGCAGCAUGAGCGCUUGGCACAAGGCUCCCCAAGCAGUGAAAAGAGUCUGGACUUUGACUCGGGUUACUCUGAGGCUUCUUGGCAAGAUGAAGGUGUGGUACUAAGGAGGACCAGGAAUGUCCGAGUAUCCUCUUCUGCCUGCCUCCGCACCAACAGAGGACCUUCUGGCCGGAUCCGGCCCAAAUCGACUUCGGACGCUUGCCUGGAGUGCUGGACCUCAUUUGAGGCCAGUAACCCGGAGGACUGGACAACAUCGCUGCUGAGCCGCAGCAGAAACAGACAACCUCUGGUUCUUGGGGACAACAGCUUUGCUGACCUAAUAAAGAAUUGGAUGGACCUACCAGAGUGUCCUGAGCCAGCAGAACCAAAGCCCAAUGCCGGCCGCCGCCUUGCCAAAGACAUUUUGAUCAACAUGCGGCGGAGACUAGCAGGAAUGUCUAAAGGUGUGGAGGUGAGGCCGAGGCCCGCAGACUCCACACGGCUCAGCAGGGCUGCAGAGGCUCCCAAACGGAUGUCCUGCCCAGUGGGACUGCAGGCUCUUAAACCCUUCUUUCACCAGUCCCACACGGGCCUUCAUCAACCGGACACCGACUUCUACCAGUUCACUGCUCUAAUGAAGACAGGCAGCCGGCAACCCAUAUGCAAUGACAUUAUUGGAUACAUUUAGGUGAUGCUGUACCGCCGGACUGAUUAUAAACAGAAAUGUGAAUAAAAUUGUUCUAUUUUCAUAAUUGGAUUUUGUCCACAAUGUUGAUACAUCUGGAAUAAAAGUUUAUUUUGGAUUUAAUGAAA